Molecule: messenger RNA, 6867 nt
Organism: Antechinus flavipes (yellow-footed antechinus)
Lineage: Eukaryota; Metazoa; Chordata; Mammalia; Dasyuromorphia; Dasyuridae
Gene: SYNGAP1
Product: synaptic Ras GTPase activating protein 1
Exons: 17
Coding region: 1173-5030 (1285 amino acids)
Biological process (GO): negative regulation of Ras protein signal transduction; regulation of GTPase activity
Source: RefSeq, a predicted model, not a curated record
GUCUGUAGGCUUGAUAUACAUACAUAAUAUAUUCUUCCAUAUUUUCUGUGUUCUCCCUACACAUGUGCCUGUACAGCUGUGUCUCCAUGAUAUAUACAUCUGCUCCCAAAGACCAACCCUAUGUCCCUUGUCAUGGUGUUAAUAUGUUAGUGCAGGCCUCUUCCACUGGUAUUUUAAAGGUGCGUGGAAGCUAUAUAUCCCAGUCUGGACCAAUUCUCAACCACGAAGGCAGAUCUUUGUGAAAAGAUAGAGAAGGCCUUCUCUGCUCCCCCUCUCCCUGUUUUGGAAUACAUAGAGUUAACAAAUGGUUGUUCCUGCUCUUUCCCCCACCCCUCCAGCCUGUAGCUUCUUGUUGCUGUGGUGAUGUUGGCCCCACCCCUGAUGCAGCACCUGCCCCACCAUUGGCUGCAGUGGUGACUGUGGGGCUGGGUGGGGGGAGCCUGGGCCUGGGCAGCCAUUCUGGAGCAGGAGCCGGAGCUUUAGCAUCCCCCCUUAAAUCCCUCAGCAUUUCUUCAACCCCCACCUCUACCCCCUCCAAAUUCUUUGGGAUUCAUUAGCUUCAAUAUCCAUUCCUCCAAACCAUCCUUCAGUAACCCCUAGAGAUCAGAACCUUAUCGGCAUUCAACCUACCUCCUCUGCCCUUCCCCCUACUUGGGAGCCCCAAUAUCCAAUCAACCUCAGUUUCUUCUCCCCUUCCCCUUCUUUGUCCAUCUUUUUUCUCCAACCCCUCCCCCCCCUCCAGAAUCCCAGCUACUGCAAUAGAGGUGGAAUCAGUCUUACCCACUACCCAUCCUACUUCCAAUCAUUUUUUCCUUUUCUUAGCAUUUUUCCAUUUCUGUAUUUCCUCAUCUAGCCCGUAUACCCCCACCAACCUAGUGACAGCGCCUCCCACCCCUUCCCAGGCCAAGGAGGGGGGAAAUGGGGAGCUGCCUUGGCAUUCUGAGCAAGCAAGGCCCCCAGGAAGGAGGAGCAGGUUGAUGAAGUCCCUAGCUGUGGAGGUUCAAGCUGCUUAAGGGGACUGACAUUUGACCUAUCUCCUCUCCAGCUAUGUCCCCUGAAGGAGUAGGAGAAAGGGUAUUUGAGAGAAAGCCUGCCUACUCAGCAGAUAGAUUUCGGUAUCUACGGUUUCUCUGACCCUACUAGCUAUGUCCCUUUACUGACUGCAGACCAAAAUGAUGGGAAUAGGACCUCCUACCCCUUCCUUAUCUGGGGGCUCCGGCUCUAGCUCCUUACCCCCACCUUCUCGCUGUCAUCACUGCUGCUGUUUCUGCUGCUUUCCGGGGGAAUACCACCUGGGCCGCUCCAGGAGGAAGAGCGUUCCUGGAGGGAAGCAAUACAGCAUGGAGGCCGCCCCCGCAGCCCCUUUCCGGCCCUCGCAAGGCUUCCUGAGUCGAAGGCUGAAAAGCUCCAUUAAACGCACAAAAUCGCAGCCCAAACUUGACCGGACUAGCAGCUUUCGACAGAUCCUGCCUCGAUUCCGAAGCGCUGACCAUGACCGGGCCCGGUUGAUGCAAAGCUUUAAAGAAUCCCACUCCCAUGAGUCCUUGCUGAGUCCUAGCAGUGCAGCUGAAGCCUUGGAGCUCAACCUAGAUGAAGACUCUAUCAUCAAGCCUGUGCACAGCUCUAUCCUGGGCCAAGAGUUCUGCUUUGAGGUGACAACAUCAUCAGGGACUAAGUGUUUUGCCUGUCGCUCUGCAGCGGAGAGAGACAAAUGGAUAGAAAAUCUGCAGAGGGCCGUGAAACCCAACAAGGACAAUAGCCGGCGUGUAGACAAUGUUUUGAAACUAUGGAUCAUAGAAGCCCGGGAACUGCCCCCCAAGAAGCGUUAUUAUUGUGAACUGUGCCUGGAUGAUAUGCUGUAUGCUCGAACCACCUCCAAGCCUCGGGCAGCUGCUGGUGAUACAGUCUUCUGGGGUGAACACUUUGAGUUCAACAACCUGCCAGCUGUGCGCUCACUUCGACUGCACCUCUAUCGUGACUCAGACAAAAAACGCAAGAAAGACAAAGCAGGCUAUGUGGGCCUGGUGUCCGUGCCUGUGGCCAGCUUGGCUGGCCGACAUUUCACUGAGCAGUGGUUUCCUGUUAGCCAGCCAGCAGGCAGUGGUGGCUCUGGAGGGGCUGGAGGUGGUUCUGGUGGGGGAGGAGGUUCAGGAGGUGGCUCAGGGGGCAAAGGCAAAGGAGGCUGCCCUGCUGUUCGACUGAAAGCACGUUAUCAGACAAUGAGCAUCCUACCCAUGGAGCUGUAUAAAGAAUUUGCUGAGUAUGUCACUAAUCACUAUCGAAUGCUGUGUGCUGUACUAGAGCCUGCAUUGGGUGUUAAGGGCAAAGAAGAGGUGGCCUGUGCCCUGGUGCACAUUCUGCAGAGUACAGGCAAGGCUAAGGAUUUCCUUUCUGACAUGGCCAUGACAGAGGUGGACAGGUUCUUGGAACGAGAGCACCUCAUAUUCCGAGAGAACACACUUGCUACUAAAGCCAUAGAAGAGUAUCUGAGACUGAUUGGACAGAAAUACCUCAAGGAUGCCAUUGGAGAGUUCAUCCGAGCUCUGUAUGAGUCUGAGGAGAACUGUGAGGUCGACCCCAUUAAAUGCACGGCAUCUAGUCUGGCUGAGCAUCAGGCCAACCUUCGUAUGUGCUGUGAGUUGGCCCUCUGCAAGGUGGUCAACUCCCACUGUGUGUUCCCGAGGGAACUGAAAGAAGUCUUUGCAUCAUGGCGACUUCGAUGUGCGGAGCGGGGCCGAGAAGAUAUUGCUGACAGGCUGAUCAGUGCUUCACUUUUUCUACGCUUCUUGUGCCCAGCUGUCAUGUCCCCCAGCCUCUUUGGCCUUAUGCAGGAGUAUCCUGACGAGCAGACGUCACGUACCCUUACCCUCAUCGCCAAGGUCAUACAAAACCUGGCUAACUUUACCAAGUUUGGCUCAAAGGAGGAGUAUCUGGCAUUUAUGAAUGAAUUCCUGGAGCUAGAAUGGGGAUCCAUGCAACAGUUCCUAUAUGAGAUUUCCAAUCUGGAUACACUCACCAAUAGCAGCAGCUUUGAAGGAUACAUUGACCUGGGUCGUGAGCUUUCCACAUUGCAUGCCUUGCUCUGGGAAGUGUUGCCGCAGCUGAGUAAGGAGGCACUCCUGAAGUUGGGCCCCCUGCCACGCCUUUUGAAUGAUAUAAGCUUAGCACUGAGGAAUCCUCAUAUCCAAAGGCAGCCCAGUCGUCAAGGGGAGCGACUACAGGCUAAGCCUAUGGUACUUCGUGGACCAUCCGCUGAGCUACAGGGCUACAUGAUGAGGGACCUCAAUAGCUCCAUCGACCUUCAGUCCUUCAUGGUUCGAGGCCUCAACAGCUCCAUGGACAUGGCCCGUCUCCCCUCCCCAACCAAGGAGAAACCCCCUCCACCAGCCCCUGGAGGGGGGAAGGACCUAUUUUUUGUGAGCCGUCCACCUUUGGCUCGAUCAUCCCCAGCCUACUGCACAAGUAGCUCAGACAUCACUGAGCCAGAACAGAAGAUGCUAAGUGUCAACAAAAGUGUAUCAAUGCUGGAUCUACAGGGUGAUGGACCAGGUGGUCGCCUCAAUAGCAGCAGUGUUUCCAACUUGGCUGCUGUUGGAGACCUUCUGCAUUCUAGUCAGGCUUCCCUCACUGCUGCCCUUGGGCUUCGGCCUGCACCUGCUGGGCGCCUUUCCCAAGGCAGUGGCUCCUCUAUUACAGCUGCUGGCCUUCGACUGAGCCAGAUGGGUGUCACCACUGAUGGUGUCCCUGCUCAGCAGUUGCGCAUCCCACUGUCCUUCCAGAACCCACUCUUCCACAUGGCAGCUGAUGGUCCUGGCCCUCCAGGGGGCCAUGGAGGAGGGAGUGGCCAUGGUCCAGCCUCUUCUCAUCACCACCACCAUCAUCAUCACCAGCACCACCACCGAGGUGGGGAGCCCCCUGGGGACACCUUUGCUCCUUUCCAUGGCUACAGCAAGAGUGAGGAUCUCUCUUCUGGGGCUCCCAAGCCACCUGCUGCCUCUAUCCUGCAUAGCCACAGCUACAGUGAUGAGUUUGGUCCUUCAGGCACUGAUUUCACUCGACGGCAGCUCUCGCUCCAGGACAACCUCCAGCACAUGUUGUCCCCACCCCAGAUCACCAUAGGUCCUCAGAGGCCAGCCCCUCCAGGUCCCGGAGGAGGGGGCUCUGGAGGAGGAGGAGGAGGAGGGGGACAGCAACCCCCACUGCAGAGGGGCAAAUCCCAGCAGUUGACAGUCAGCGCUGCCCAGAAGCCCCGACCAUCUAGUGGAAAUUUAUUGCAGUCACCAGAACCCAGUUAUGGUCCUGCCCGUUCCCGACAACAGAGCCUCAGCAAGGAGGGAGGAGGAGGAGGGGGCAGUGGGGGCAGCAGCGGAGGGGGAGGGGGGCUUAAGCCCUCCAUCACUAAACAGCAUUCUCAGACACCAUCCACACUGAACCCCACGAUGCCAGCCUCAGAACGGACAGUUGCUUGGGUCUCCAACAUGCCUCACCUGUCAGCUGAUAUUGAGAGUGCACACAUUGAACGAGAAGAGUACAAGCUGAAGGAAUACUCCAAGUCUAUGGAUGAAAGCCGACUGGAUAGGGUGAAGGAGUACGAGGAGGAGAUCCAUUCACUGAAGGAGCGACUGCACAUGUCCAACCGAAAGCUGGAAGAGUAUGAACGGAGGUUGCUGUCCCAGGAGGAACAGACUAGCAAGAUUCUGCUGCAGUAUCAGGCAAGGCUGGAGCAAAGUGAGAAGAGGUUGAGGCAGCAGCAAGUGGAGAAAGACUCACAGAUUAAGAGCAUCAUUGGCAGGCUGAUGCUGGUGGAGGAGGAGCUGCGCCGGGACCACCCCGCCAUGGUUGAACCACUGCCUGAGCCCAAGAAGAGGCUGCUCGACGCUCAGGAGAGGCAGCUUCCCACCCUGGGUCCAGCAAACCCGCGUGUGACGCUGGCUCCCCCCUGGAAUGGCCUGGCUCCCCCACCCCCACCACCCCCACCCCGGCUGCAGAUCACAGAGAACGGCGAGUUCCGAAACACCACGGACCACUAGUCUACCCAGCCUCAUUGACAUCUCUCAACCCUACCGCUAUCAUCCUCAACCCUGGACCACAGAGACCAGAUGUCGCUGAGGGACCAAGGGACUGACUUCUCUGUGGGAAUGAUUUCCACCCCUACCUAUCAUUCUUCUGGAGAGGGAGCUGGGGACCCUCAAACUCUUCUUCCCUUUCUGCUGGGGCAAUGCCUCUUGUAUGUCUCCCCAAGGCCCUCCUUUGAGGGCCCUCACCUCUCAUUUCCCACUUUGGGGUGCUAUCCCCAUCUUCUGCCUCAUUCCCAUUCCCCUGAGCACUGGGGGACAGUUCCCACUCCCAUCUUGGGGGAUGUGACACCUCCAAACUCUCAACUUCAGGGUGAUUUUUUAGCUGUACCAGAGCCGACAAUCUAACUUCCCCCAUCCCCCCAUUUUGGCCUCCCCUGCCCCCCUUGUUUUGGGGAAAGGUCCCCAGAUGGGGGUCCUACUCCCCUUUGAUUUCUCAGGAGCGCCUGGGGGGGGCUCAGCACGCACAAACUCCCUUUCCUUCCACCACUCUUCUUAAACUUACUCCCUCUUGCCUUGACCCUAGAUGGGGAGGAGGGGGCCUCUAGGGGCAGGGAAGGAGAGGUUGGGCAGGGGGGAUGGGUGUCUCCUCCCCUUCCUCCUACACCUGAUCUGCUCUUGGCUGGUCCCAGAGCGGGGUGAGGGGUCUUAUGCCCCAGCCUCCCCUGGUGUGUGGGUGGGUGGGUGGGUGGGAGAAUUGAGGCAACAGGGAGAAUCUGGGGGUUCUGAGGGUGGUGUGUGUUUAUGGGGACACCAAUUUAUCUGCCUCCCCUAAAAUCUCUCCUCCUUCCUUCCUGCUCUGUCUCCCUCCCCUUGGUCUCUACUCUCAGGGGGAGGGGGGAAAUUUAAUCUAGGAAAAGCCAUGUCUCUCUCCCCCAAGGGUAGGGUGGCAUAGGGGGGCCCCUUCCAAGUCUCUGUCCCCUUGGGAGGUGGGACAGGGCUCGGCUUCCUUCUUCCCCUCCCCAUUCCCCCUUCUCUUAUCACUAGCUCCACAAUUUUUCGGUGUUUCUCUCUGUACAUAUCUCUUUGGUGGGAUGGGAAAGGUAGGAUGGAUGAGGUUUUGGGGGAGGUGGGCCAUGGGGGAGGAGAGGAAUCCCCUUUUUGGUAUCCCUUUCCCCUGACUGCCAUCCCCCCUCCCUGCCUUGCUCUUUUCUUCUUUUGUUUGGUAUUGGGGCCCUUGCUCUACUGCCCUGCCCCAUCUACCCAUAUUAUUCUUUUGUAUGGACAGUUCUCCCACAAUUCCACUCUCCUCACAUAACAAGCCGGGGCCGAAUUUAUAGUAUAUAGAAGUUGUAAAUAUGUGAAAUUUUAUCCCUGUGCCCUUAUCUCCUUUGCUCUCCCUUACUUUAGGCCCCAUUUCAGUGCCCCUUUUCCUGUCCCCUCUGGCUGUUGUAAUUAUCUAGGGUUUGUACUGUAUAUAUCCAGGGUGUGUGUAUGUAUGUAUGUGUGUGUGUGUGUAUGUGCGCGCGCGCGUGUGCGCGCUUGUGUGUGUGCGCUUGUGUGUGUGUGUGUGCGUGCGCUGGGGGGGGGUGUGAUUCCUCUGUACAAAAUUUCCUGUGCUCCCCAUUCACCCUUCUAAGGGUGGGAGACUUGCCCUACCUCCAGUUAUUUUUUUUUCUCAUUCUAUGCCCCAAAUCCAUCCACAGCCAUCUUACCACCUCCCCUCCACACACACCCCCACCCCCAUCCCUGCCUUUAGCCUAUUUUUUCCACUCCCAGCCCCAUUUCCUUUUUUUCUGGAGUGUGUGGUGAAGCAGAAAAUCAUGUUUAAUAAAAGGAGAUUGUUCUUUUA